This is a messenger RNA of Eucalyptus grandis, 1538 nucleotides long. Its product is annotated as F-box protein At3g49450. NCBI's taxonomy places the organism in Eukaryota, Viridiplantae, Streptophyta, Magnoliopsida, Myrtales, Myrtaceae. The record is from RefSeq and is a predicted model, not a curated record. The transcript has a single exon. Bases 103 to 1329 code for a protein of 408 amino acids. Gene Ontology annotation, molecular function: protein binding.
CAGUCAAUACAACCGCACAGAGCCAACUAUACUAUUGCCAACUAUUCUGUCGCCUUUACCAAAGAAUACCGUGUGCUCGCCGCAAACAGCGGCGAUGGAGGAAUGCCUCGGUCCGAGGAGUCCGAGGAGGAGGACGACGACGACGACGACGACUCGACGAUCGUCGUCCACGAAGACGCGUUGAUCGAGAUCCAGAAGAGACUCCCUGUCAAAUCCCUUUGCCGGUUCAAGUGCGUAUCCCGUCGGUGGCGCUCCCUCAUCUCCAGCCGCAGCUUCAUCGACUCCCAUUUCGCCCACUCCGAGACUCGCCCUAAGCUCAUCGUCAGCUUCCCCGCCCGAAAUCCCGACGGCAGGUCCUUCCUACGGCUCUGCCUGGUCGACCAAUCUCAUCCUCGGAACGGUCGACCCCAGCUCGUUAGACGUGGCCUGCUAGUCCCCGACUGGUCUGGUUAUUACUGUUCGCCAUCUGUCGAGGGCCUGGUCUGCCUCGAGGUUGCUAGUGGAGUCAACAUAUGCAAUCCCAGCACUGGGAAGCAAGUGACUUUCGAAUUGCCUCACGCAGCCGCGAGUUCUGCACAUUCGCAGGCAACGCACUCUUUUGGGUUCGAUCCUGUCAAGAGGGAGCACAAGGUUUUGAGCACAGUGCUCAGGCCGGAAUCGGGCCACCCCAUCAUGGAGUCGUGGGUGCUCACUCUGGGGACGAAUGAGUGGAGGCCGGUCGAGCACUGUCCUCCCCAUCACAAGAAGGACGGCGAGUUCUGCUUCGAUGGGGUGCUCUAUUAUACGGCUUGGAAUUGCUCACCGGUCUUCGUCGAGUGCAGUGAAAUUUACCUGGUGGCGUUCCAUCUGAGCACGGAGAGCUUUCGCAUGAUCGUGACUCCCGCCAGAGCCAGCAAACAAGCGCUCAUUAAAUUCGAGGGGCACCUUGCGGUGGUGGAUUGUUCCAGUGCUCUUUCUGGUGCUGAGGUGAUUAUGUGGAUCCUGGAGGACUUUGACCGGGAGAUUUGGAAGAAGAGAGUCUUUGUCUUGCCUCCGUGUUGGAAGAAGAUGGUUGGGGACAGUUAUGUUUCUGCAGUGGGCAUGGUUCGUUCCGGCGAACUCUUGUUCGCUGAAACCCAAACCGUAUCGGCGUCGUUUUUCGAUCUGAACGCGUUUUAUAAAGUGUUUUAUUACGAUCUGAAGACCAACGGCUUUAGGCGGAGUGAGAUUCAUAUAUUGCCUCCCCCUGAAUCUUUUGAAUUGCCUAACCGUAUACCUUGUAUGUAUUUUUUACUUUGUCAGCUGAGGUUUUCCGAUCAUGUGGAGAGUUUACUGCCGCUGGGAAACUAGCCAGCCAACUCUUCCCUGCGGCCUGAAGUUUCAGUUCAUUCGUCGAUUGGUUUUGGAGUAUGCGCUUAAAUUAUGUAAUGGCGAAUUAUUUUGAACCUGGAAGAUGAAGAACUGCUGUAAGCAUUCGGCUUGUUGUUGAAGUGUUGACUGCUGCAUUUCGCUGUUGAUUUCAUGUUUUUUCCUGGAUGACAAUUGAUUUCAUUUGCCUA